AUGUUAUCCGCAUUCACCGCGCAACCGCUAGUGGAGCUAAAACCACGCGACAAAUCCAGAAUCGACUCGGUGCUAGCCUAUGGCGACCGACUACUAGCCGGCCUCAACAAUGGCACACUCCGCAUCUACCGCGUAACAGACGAUGGCAAGACCGAGCUUCUCCGCGAGGUGGACAAGUUUGCGCGGUACAAAAUCGAGCAACUGGCCCUGGUGAAGGAGGCGCAUGUCAUUGUUUCAUUGUCUGGUGGCUAUGUGAGCUUCCACGACUCCCAGACCUACGAAUUUCAGGAACAGCUUGCGCAGACGAAAGGAGCCUCGGCGUUUGCGAUCACCUCGAACGUGGUAAAUGACCCCGACACAAAUGUGCCUGCUAUCGUGUCUCGGCUGGCUGUUGCCGUCAAACGGAAAAUCUUGAUGUGGGUGUGGCGGGACAUGGAGCUGGAACCAAAUACAACGGAGUUGAGCUUGGUGAGCGGGGUCAAGACCUUGACCUGGGUGUCCGCGACACGACUGGUUGUUGGAUUAGGCUCGAGCUUUGUUAUGGUGGAUGUUGAAGGUGGCAAGAUCACUGAGCUUCCCAGCCCUGGAAGCAUGGAGGAGCCGGGACGAUUUACAGGUGUCGGGGCAGCGAGCAUGAGCUACAUUGGCAUAGGAGGGAUGGUACCGAAACCACUUGCCUCGAGGCUACGUGAAGGCCAGAUAUUAUUGGCCAAGGAUGUGAAUACCAAUUUCAUUGAUGUUGAUGGUCAGCCACUUGGACGACGACAGAUCCCCUGGAGCCAUGCUCCCGUGGAGAUUGGUUACUCGUACCCGUUCCUUUUAGCACUACACGACACAGCCAAGGGCGUACUCGAAGUUCGAAACCCGGAGACAUUGUCACUGUUACAGUCGAUCCCGCUUCCAUCGGCAAGCAUAUUGCACAUUCCCCAGCCGAAUAUCAGCCUCGCUCAUGCCGGAAAGGGGUUCUUAGUUGGUAGUGAUCGCACGAUUUGGCGGAUGGAUGCUUUGAGCUAUGACACCCAGAUUGAUACGUUGGUUGAGAAGGGCUAUCUUGAUGAAGCUAUUAGUCUUUUGGGGAUGUUAGAAGAUGCUCUGCUCCGAGAUAAGGCCGGUCGACUGCGCACUGCUCAGCUUGAAAAGGCACAGAGCUUGUUCGCCUUGCACAAGUACCGAGAUUCUUUGGAUCUAUUCACUGAGGUCUCAGCUUCUCCUGAGACGGUCAUUCGACUUUAUCCUCGGCUUAUCGCUGGCGAUCUUUCUGCUGUUCAAGAACCGACCGAUAAUGGCUCAGACCCGCGAAGUUCAGACCCAAAGAUCAAUGGCUUGCAAGCUGAUGGCCCCUCCGACCCCCCAGCGAAUGGGGUCAAUGGAACUCAUGGAGCCAGCGGAGGCCAAACCUCUUCUCUCUAUGCCGCAUCCGUCCAGUCUUUCUUAAGGCGAGCUGACGGGAGCAGCGAUUCAGGAAGCAUCCGGGAUGAGGAAAAAGACUUGAAGAAUUCAGUCCGUGAACUCCAAGGCUACUUGGCAGACGUUCGUCGGCGCUUCCAAAGAUUUCUGGGUCAAGAUGGGGGCCUCAAAGCUCCCGCGCCAACUGAUAUUACAGACGAAGCUAGCGCCUCUGUGCUGAAACUGUUGGAUUUCCCAUCCUCGGAGGAUUUCCUGUCCACAAUCCGUGAGAAGGCGCGCCUAGUCGACACAACCUUGUUCCGCGCCCACAUGUAUGCAACACCCUCACUUGCAGGGUCUUUGUUCCGCAUUGCAAACUUCUGUGACCCAGAGGUAGUAAUGGAACGACUAGAAGAAACUGGACGAUAUAAUGAUCUUAUUGAUUUCCUUUACGGCAAGAAGCUGCACCGCCAAGCUUUGGAAUUGCUUCGCCGGUUCGGACAGGGAGAAGAAGGUGUUCUUAGUGGGCCAACACGCACUGUUGCCUAUCUGCAGAAUCUUCCACCGGAUGAAAUUGAUUUGAUCCUUGAAUUCGGUGAAUGGCCCCUUCAAACUGACCAAGAGAUCGGUAUGGAGGUAUUCUUGACAGACACCGAGAAUGCCGAAACUCUGCCGCGCCACAAAGUCAUACGGUUCUUGGAGAGCCUUGACUCCAAACUUGCUGUUCGAUAUCUUGAACAUGUUAUCCACGAGUGGAAUGAUAUGAGCCCGGACCUGCAUCAGCAGCUUUUGGUCUUGUAUCUUGAUCACCUUACAGCGGACAAGAAUGAUGCCCAGACAAAAGAAAAGUUCUUGGAGAUGCUCAAGGAAAGCGAGCAGUACUCACCAGCUAAGAUUCUGAACCGGCUGGACCGCGAAGAUCCCGAAUUCUAUGAGGCACGAGCUAUUGUUUUUAGCAAGAUGGGACAGCACCGCCAAGUGCUUGAGAUAUACGUAUUCAAGCUUGAAGCUCACGACAAAGCGGAAGAGUACUGCAACCAUGUUCAUUUGGCCGAACAUGCCGAAAAGAAAGAACCCGAACAAUCCAUCUACCUAACAUUGUUGUCCCUCUACUUGGCCCCACCACAUGGCCACCCGACCCAGAAAGGACCGGCACUAGCCAUGCUCGCCAAGCACGGAUCUCGAUUGCCAGCCGAUGCAGCUCUAGGUCUGAUCCCUGCGACACUGGCCGUUCAAGACCUUGAAUUUUAUUUCAAGGGCCGGAUGCGCGCGGCCAAUUCUGUCUUCAACGAAGCCCGCAUUGUGGCGAGUCUGCGCAAGGCACGCGACAUGCAGACCGAGGCCCAACUCACACUCGGUGAGAAUGUUCGAGGUGGGACCCGGGCACGACACGUUACGAUCACAGAAGAGCGGAUUUGUGGUGUGUGUCACAAGCGCUUGGGAGGAAGUGUGAUCAAUGUAUUCCCCGACAACACCGUUGUUCAUUUGGGCUGCGCAAGUCGAGUUGCGGGCGUUCAUUCCGGAUAG
This is a messenger RNA of Penicillium verhagenii, 2913 nucleotides long. Its product is annotated as putative vacuolar morphogenesis protein AvaB. Bases 1 to 2913 code for a protein of 970 amino acids. The transcript has 4 exons. Gene Ontology annotation, cellular component: cytoplasm; fungal-type vacuole membrane. Gene Ontology annotation, biological process: endosomal vesicle fusion; vesicle-mediated transport; autophagy. Lineage: Eukaryota; Fungi; Ascomycota; Eurotiomycetes; Eurotiales; Aspergillaceae. The record is from RefSeq and is a predicted model, not a curated record.